Messenger RNA from Lycium ferocissimum, 2842 nucleotides. RefSeq names its product probable galacturonosyltransferase 13. Gene Ontology annotation, molecular function: polygalacturonate 4-alpha-galacturonosyltransferase activity. Lineage: Eukaryota; Viridiplantae; Streptophyta; Magnoliopsida; Solanales; Solanaceae. The transcript is spliced from 6 exons. The coding region runs from base 588 to 2225 and encodes 545 amino acids. The record is from RefSeq and is a predicted model, not a curated record.
AAAAAAAAUUGUCCAUCAAAAUUAGAAAAAACACACAAAUAAUACACACACACACAAAAAAAAAGGCAAAUUACCAUCUCCCCUUCCCCUUUCUCUCUGCAUUCAAUUUCUGAUCUCGGGGGAAAAAAAAAAAUUAGCUUUUCAGCUCAAGAACAAAUUCCCACUUUGAAUUUUAUUCAAAUAUUCGUUAUUUCAUUUGAUUAAUUCAUUCCUUCAUAGAUAGGUUCCCUUUUUUUUUUUUUUUUUUCUUUUUUAAAUUCUUUUGCACACACAGAUGUGUUAUGUGUGUGUAUUCACAUUGAAACUGAUAUAGAAAGUUGUAGACAUUACCAUUUAUACAAGCUAGGUGAGAUAACCCAAUGCAUUGGUCUUGAAAGAGACCCUUAACCUUAAGAUCCUCAAAAUAGUUGUUUUGGUGGAUCUGAUGUUGAAAAACAGCAAAUUUGCACUGUUAAGUAUUAUCAAGAAUAGGAGAAUAAGGUUAAAAAUCCUCAAAUCUUGAUUGUGGGGUUACUUUCUUUUCAAGAUUAGCUUUUUUAGCUUGAGAGCCUCUUAAGGAGUAGAGAAAUUAGUUGGGGUUGGAAGAAAUGCAGCUGCAUUUCUCACCUAGUAUGAGAAGUAUAACAAUAUCGAGCAGUGGUGGUAGUAGUAGUAGUAGUAGCAGUAAUGGCAAUGGAGGGUUAGGUGAUUUGAUGAAGAUCAAAGUUGCAGCUCGAAAAUUCUCAUAUCGAACACUCUUUCACACUAUACUUAUACUAGCAUUCUUGUUGCCAUUUGUCUUCAUUCUCACUGCUCUUGUUACCCUUGAAGGUGUCAACAAGUGCUCCUCAUUUGAUUGUUUAGGCAGACGAUUAGGACCAAAGCUCCUUGGGCGAUCUGACGGUUCAGGGCAGAAGCUUGUUAAGGAUUUUGUUAAGAUCCUCAAUCAAGUGAACUCUGAGGAAGUGCCUGCUGGCUUGAAGCUCCCAGAGUCAUAUACUCAACUAGUUUCUGAAAUAAAAAACAACAAGCACAGCACAAAACAAUUUGCUUUUAUGCUGAAGGGAAUGAUGGAGAGAUCUGAAAGGGAGAUCAGGGAAUCAAAAUUUGCAGAGUUAACGAAUAAACAUUUUACUGCAAAUGCAGUUCCAAAAGGCAUUCACUGUCUUUCACUGCGGUUGACUGAUGAAUACUCGACCAAUGCUCAUGCACGCAAACAGUUGCCUUCACCAGAACUACUCCCUUUGCUCUCCGACAACUCAUUGCACCAUUUUGUACUGUCGACUGAUAACAUUCUAGCUGCGUCAGUUGUCGUCAAUUCUGCCGUGCAGUCAUCCCUAAAGCCUGAAAAGAUUGUGUUCCACGUCAUCACUGAUAAGAAAACAUAUGCAGGCAUGCAUUCAUGGUUUGCUUUGAAUCCUGUCUCUCCUGCUAUUGUGGAAGUUAAAGGUGUUCAUCAGUUUGACUGGUUGACAAGAGAAAAUGUUCCAGUGCUUGAAGCAGUUGAGAGCCAUUAUGGGAUUCGACAAUACUACCAUGGAAAUCAUGUUGCAGGUGCCAAUCUCAGUGUUAUUACUCCACGCUCUUUUGCCUCAAAAUUGCAGGCUAGAAGUCCAAAAUACAUAUCCUUGCUAAAUCAUAUCCGCAUAUAUUUGCCAGAGCUCUUCCCAAACCUUGAUAAAGUGGUUUUCUUAGACGAUGAUGUUGUAAUUCAGCGUGACCUAUCUCCCUUGUGGGACAUUGACCUGAAUGGUAAGGUGAAUGGAGCUGUUGAGACCUGUGAAGGUGAAGAUAAGUGGGUGAUGUCUAAGCGAUUCAGAAAUUACUUCAAUUUUUCUCAUCCUCUCAUAGCAAAGAAUUUGAACCCCAACGAGUGUGCAUGGGCUUAUGGGAUGAAUAUCUUUGACUUGCGUGUAUGGAGAAAGAACAGUAUAAAAAAUAGUUAUCAUGCAUGGCUUAAAGAGAAUCUGAAGUUAAACUUGACUAUGUGGAAACUUGGUACACUGCCUCCUGCUUUGAUUGCAUUCAAAGGUCAUGUUCAUCCGAUUGACCCAUCGUGGCACAUGCUUGGCUUGGGCUAUCAGAAUAAUACCAAUGUUGAGAAUGUGAAGAAGGCUGCUGUAAUUCAUUACAAUGGCCAAUCGAAGCCUUGGCUUGAAAUAGGCUUUGAGCAUCUCCGUCCUUUUUGGACCAAGUAUGUUAACAGCUCCAAUGAUUUUAUUAGGAAUUGCCACAUAUUGGAGUAGUUAAUGUGUUAUGCUGCGAGGACAACACACAGGAUAGAAAUUCAAAUGGCACAGGCUUUGCAGAAUAUUUGCGGGGAACUUCAAACCGAAUUGACAAGGAGAUUCUGAUACUUAGCAGAAUUGGUUGGAUAUAUUCAGGUAUUGGACGUGCUGCUUUGACUCAGUUCUAUGAAGAGUACCUGCAACACUAGCAUGGAUAUGAGAUUCAUUCUUCCCAUCUGUAAACUAAAAAUUUGUCGCCUAGUUUGUUAUGUGACAAAGUACAUUAUAUUUGCCCUUUAGCUGGAUGUAGCAUACGUCUGCUGAUUAGGAGGCAAUAUCAGUGAUACAAAUUGGGACAUCCCGAGAAGCAAAACUAGGAUUCUGGCGUUGUUGGCUACCCCUUUGGCCCCGUUAGAGGUUGAGAUGAUUCUUUUAACUUAAUUUCAUUUUUUCCCUUGUCAGUUUGGCUGCCAUCGCCCUUUUGUUUCUUGAUUAAAUCAUGUUUUCUCAUGUUAGACUGUAUAUUAUAGAAAUUUAAGUUCCCAGUCGAUGAACUAUGUAGGUUAUACAUAUUGGUACUUAUUUUGUAUGAUUGAGAUAUAUUAUUGACAGGAUCAGAAAAUUCUUUUUAUCAA